Danaus chrysippus (African queen) is the source of this 1665-nucleotide messenger RNA. The record is from the annotation of a GenBank genome assembly. NCBI's taxonomy places the organism in Eukaryota, Metazoa, Arthropoda, Insecta, Lepidoptera, Nymphalidae.
AUGUCUUUUGAGAAGAUGGAAGUAGUAAAUCCAGCUGAGAAGGAAGCAAGUGAGGUGCUGCAUUCACUUUUAUCAGUAGAGCGUCGCAGUGUUGACAGCAAGGAGGCUAUAAUAGUGUCCAUACCAUCGGAUCAAAACGGUGGCGGCGAGUAUGGGGAGAGCGCUCAAUGGCACACCCCAGUUAUGGGACAACAUUCAGUUUUCGAACUUGGUGGAGGCCAAAACAUGCAACAACAUAAUUAUAAUGGACAUCAAGAACAGGUGCUUUGGCAAGGACAUACAAUACAAGUGGAAAACGGUGAUGGCAAUAUGCAGAGUAUGCAGGGCACAUACAGUAUUGAGUUUGAAACAAAUGUUGAAGGAAAUGAUAUGGAUGUUGAUACAAAACCUAAAGUCGAGAAGAAAACGGGCACAAAAAGAAAGAAAAAAAUGGCUGAAACUGAUAGCGAUGAAGAGGUUCUUGACAAUAAACUAGAGGAUAAUCCAGCUCAGGUGAAAGAACGAUUAAGGCGAGGUUGUGACUGCAAGGACAAUUGUUAUCGAGGAUUAAACCCAGAAGCAGUUUAUCGUCACAGACUGAACAUAGCUGAACUUACUAAGAGCGAACAUGACAUGUACUUGAUGGGAAUAACUAUGGCCAGUUUAGCUAAUCCAGCGGAAACAUCGAGACAUAAAGUUAGGAGGAGAUUAAGAGCCUGUUAUGUGUACCAAGGGAGGAAGGUUUGUUUAGAGGCUUUUCUUUACUUGGAGAAUGUGACCCACUAUCAGCUAAAACGCAUCAGGCAGCAUGUAAUGACUCACGGUGUAGCCCCACGGAUACAUGGCAAUGUUGGCAAGAAACCAUACAACACAUUCACCCUCGACAUAUAUAAACACGCGACAAACUUCCUCAAGGAAUAUUUGAAGCAGCACGCCAGCUCUCCCAAAGAUGUUCAGCCUUCCGGUGAAGGUAAAAAAGCAAGCAAGACUGUUAUUAUUCAGGGUGACUCGAGAAAGCAUUUGUUCGAGGCUUACAAAGAAUAUGGAGAAAUUUUGGAGCCUGGAGUGAAACUCAUGGGAUAUUCAACAUUCCGUGCGUUCAUGAAGGAUCAAUUUCCUCACGUUAAAUUUGCAACUAAAAAGCAGGAGAUACCUAAGGACUUGGUUCCAUUCCGGAGUGGUAAGUGCAUGUCCUAUGAUAAAAAUAAGGAUCCGAUCAGGAUACAGCAAGAAAAAGAGAAGGCCGAAGCUAAAAAGGCAGCUAUGGAAGCUAAGAAGAAAGAGGAACACGAUCGUGAACAACAAGCGCAGCAGCAGGCACAACAGCAACAGCAGCAAGUGCAACAAGUCCAAGUGCAGCAACACCAGCAAAUGCAGAAUCAAGGCCCGCAUGUGGUGAUACACCAGCAGCAGCCGUCGCAGCAACAACAGAUGCAGCAGCAGAUGUUAGUGCCGCAAGUGAGUCAGCACCAGCAAGUGCUGACGCAGCAAGUGGGUGGCGUGCAGCAAGUGUCUCAGCAGCAUUGCGUUCAGCCGCUCGGCGUGUCUGAAGACAGCGGUCAACCAGUGGAAAUGGCACAACAAGUUAUACCAUUAGCUGUAGUACAACAACCACAGCAAGCCUACAUAGUAACUCCUGUAUCGCACUUCCAAACUAGAGUGCAAGGCGCGUGGUACAGACAUUGA